Molecule: messenger RNA, 1170 nt
Organism: Sinocyclocheilus rhinocerous
Lineage: Eukaryota; Metazoa; Chordata; Actinopteri; Cypriniformes; Cyprinidae
Product: protein S100-A1-like
Exons: 3
Coding region: 67-420 (117 amino acids)
Cellular component (GO): cytoplasm
Molecular function (GO): calcium-dependent protein binding; calcium ion binding
Source: RefSeq, a predicted model, not a curated record
CCGGCUGUCUAUCACUAUCUCCUGUGCUUCAUUACAGACAAAGGAAGCUCUCCGUAGGCAUUCAGCAUGUCCAAAGAGCCAAGCUCCAACUUGGAAAGCGCCAUGCAGAUGCUCAUCAAGACCUUUCAUAAGUAUUCCGGGAAGGAAGGAGAUAAAUACACGCUCAGCCGAGGAGAACUAAGGGAACUUCUGACGGAGGAGCUGGGAAAUUAUCUUGGGAGCGCUCAAGAUAAAGACGCGGUGGAACGAGUGAUGAACGACCUGGAUGCCAAUAAUGACGGCGAGGUGGACUUCACCGAGUUCAUCAUCCUCAUGGGUGCGCUGACCGUGGCCUGCAACGAUUUCUUCCUGGACAGCCCGGCACCCAAAAAGCCCGAGAGCAAGGGCGAUGCAGCCACAACAGAGGAAAAGAAAGAGUAAUGAGCGCAUGCUACCAGAACAGAGAGAGAAAACGGAGCAAAGUAUUAGUAGGUUGCAUGGUUGAGAACAAGAGAGUGUGUUUCAUCCAUUUCUUUUAGCAGGACCGACAAACCUAGUUCCUGGAGGACUUUUCUCUGCUUUUAUAAUUCAACCGAAGCUGUUAAUAUGCUUGACUGACAAACCCUGAAGGCAAAGACUUGGGGGUUUGACAGAAACACUCAUCAGUUCAGUGCCAGGAGCCGGUUUGUCUAACGCUGAACUAUUUUUUUUUUCUAGUUAAUGGGAAGUUCUUGAGUAAAGUCUUUCAGGAUCUGUUUCAUAUGAGCGCAGACAUUAUAUACAGCUAUAUAUAGUGUUUUUGGAUGAAGAUAUAGCAGCAAAGUGUAUUUUGAGUGCAAUAAGUGGCUACUAAAUGAAUGUCAAAGCCUGUAUUGAUAGAAAGUGGUGAGUUAUAGACAGUUAUGAAUGCUCAUUGUUAAUCAUUCUGAACUGUGACUUGAAAACAGAUGUUGAGGUAUUUAUAUUUAUAUCUUUCAUGAUGAUGUAAUUAUAAAUACCCUUUAUUGUUGACAGCAGACAACAUUACGUCUACUUCAUGGUUACCAUAAAUUCUGAACAGCUUUCAUAAUCUAUAAUAAUUCAGUGUUGAAGAUGUGAACUUGGUUUGUCUCUUUCUGUGCAUCUAUUUUUUUGCCUAUUUUUAUUUAAUAAUCAAUAUGUAUCUUCUUAAUUAUAAUAAACUUGCAACUG